GCUCUCAACUUUUUUUCUCCACAACCCUCUCUCUCUCUCGGUUUCAUUUCAGUUAUAACUUUCUGGAAUUGAAGAAUUGAACAGCUACAUUUCGAUUCUUCGACUUGGAAAAAGGAACAGAAGAACGGAGAUUCCAAGUGAAAGCAAAGAAUCUAGAUUGUGUUUUUUUGUCUUUUAAGCGAAAGGGAUGCUUAAACCAACCCAGAAAAUGAUUACCAUGGUUGAGCAAUAGAAUUGUUAGUGGGAUCAAUUAAUGGCUGUUGCUGGUUUACAAAAUGUUUCCAUGCUUGAGUCAUCUUUUGAUAGGGAGUCUCAGUCUCCACUCUCAUGGCGGUGGGGUAAUCAUCAUGAUAGGACGAGCACCCGAGGCUCUUCUCUUCUGCAAAUGUGGCGUGAACUCGAGGGUGAGCAUAUAGUGAGUCAUUCCCAAUUGAGAGUUGGAGGUAGACUACGGCAAAAUAGGAUUGAUGGCUCGAAUUCUGAUCUUGUGAAUGCGUAUUUGUCUGAGAAACUCGAGAGUGAUAAUGGAGAUAGCUUGGAGUUGGAGGAUAGCAAUGAAAAUUCAAAACAUGAGGAUGAGAACAGUUCUAGCUCAGAGCAGUCCACUGAUUUUGGGGAAGUUGAAAGGGAAAGGGUGAGACAAAUAUUCCGGGAAUGGAUGAAUAGUGGAGUAAGCGGUGUUGCAUCCAAUGUUUCCCCUGUGAAAAGUUCUUCAAGGGCACCAUGGCUUGGCGAAAAUGAGUGUGAGAGGGUGAGGAUUAUAAGGGAGUGGGUACGGAUGACUAGCCAGCAGAGAAGCACUUGUGGUGGUGGCAGUAGAGAAGAACAACCCGUUGAAAUUGGUGCUGAAAUUGAACGAGUUCGUGAUGGAUUUGUUGUUAAUCAUUGUGAGAUUGGUGCUCGAAGGAAAAUCCACAGAUUAUGUGGCAGACAGGCUUUGCUUGAUUUGUUGGCAAGGUCUGAGAGGGAAAGGCAAAGAGAACUCCAGGAGUUGUUGGAGCAUCGGCCUGUAUCUGAUUUUGCUCACCGUAAUCGCAUUCAGUCAAUAUUGAGAAGUAGAUUCUUGCAAAGUGGAAGAUUGGUCCAAGACGAGCAACCCUCCUCUUCUGUGGCAGCAAGUGAAUUGGGUUUUUUGAGGCAAAGACACACUGUCUCUGGUUUAAGGGGAGGGUUCCUUUCCAGAUUGGACCAUUUUGUCCACAGUCCAUCUGGCAGUGCCCAGUCUGAUACCUCAUCUAACAAUGACAUAAAUGAUUUUAUAAAUGAACAAACUCAAACAAACAGUUUGCGUGACAACCAAGAUGCAAUCCAAGAACAAUCUGAGCCUAAUAAUGGUGAAAGAGAAAUAAAUGAGUUAUGCACUGUUCCCUUGGAAGGCAAUUCUAGUCAAGAUAUAAAUUGGCAACAAGCUACUGCUCCAGAAGAACAGCAGGUAGUGAUUUCUGAAGAUGAGGGAAGAGAGAAACCAUCACCAUCCAAUUCUGUGUCUGUUGGAAUGAGAGAAGGUUUGGGAGAAAAUAUGGGUGGAAACUGUGGGGGAAAUAUUGCAAAUGCAUGCUCACAAGAAACACCAAGAAAUGAAGGCGAAGGACAGCAUCAUCAGAUAGGUGCUCAAGAAGAAUUUUAUGAACAUUGUGAGCAUAAUUGCGAGGAAUGUGAUGUGCAUGUGUCCUCAAAUCAUGCAGAUGGUCAUGAAAGUAAUACAAUUGAAGGCAUGCACUGGCCACAUGCUUCUGCACAAGUAGAAGAGUGGCAUGCAUCGUCGGUUACUGGAUGGAGAGAUGAUAAUGCAGAAGGCACAGAUGAAAAUUUGAGUGAAAUAAGUGCAAAUCACUGGUACACGGAAACACUGGGAAGUGAAGGUGAAGAAGAUGUGAGAUGGCUUGACAGUGGUCUGCAGGAGGCUAUGGAUAAUUUAUUAGAACGGCCUUCUGCUGGGCAAUUUGAUACAUUUUAUUUUCCAAACGAUGAUAAUGUGUACAGUACAGAAAUUAGAGAACUUUUAAGCAGGAGAAGAGUCUCUAAUCUUCUUCGAAGUGAUUUCCGUGAGAGCCUAGACCAAUUGAUACAAUCAUAUGUGGAAAGGCAAGUUUAUGCUUCGGUUGACUGGGAACUGGAUGGAACUUCAUCACCCUUGUUCUUCCAUCAAGAUGUGCAGCAGAGUGGAGAUCAGAACCAGGGUCAGUUGGAUGAUGUGGGGGGUCCACUUGUUCUUCCAUCAAUGCCCUUUCAGGACCAGGAGUUGCAAGAUGAUAACUGGCCUCGAAACAACUUGCAUCAAUGCUCGGGCAUUGAUUGGGAGAUCAUUAAUGAUUUGAGGAUCGACAUGGCUAGGCUUCAGCAGUGGAUGAGUGACAUGCAGAGGAUGCUGGAAACCUGCAUGUAUAUGCAGCUUGAAUUGCAGCAUUCAGUACAACAAGAGGUUUCUGCUGCUCUGAAUAGGUCAGCUGGUCCAACAGAGGACGAUCACAGUCUGCCAACGGAUGAAUCCAAAUGGGAUUUUGUGAGGAAAGGAAUUUGCUGUUUAUGUUGCGAUAACAGUAUAGAUUCUUUACUGUACAGAUGUGGGCACAUGUGCACGUGUUCAAAAUGCGCAGACAAUCUGGUCCAAGGAAGCGGAAAGUGUCCAAUGUGCCUAGCACCUGUAAUUGAGACAAUACGUGUCUAUUCUAUCCAAUAAUAAUAACCAAGAAAAUAAUAUGAUAUGUGCCUGUCCUUAUUAGUUGCUCCCCAACUCCAUCCAGGCAAUAUAAAUAAAUUUUACCUUUUUUUUUUUUUGAUUUGUUUUACAUUAAGUACAUGUGAUUUGCUUAAUUUAUGACUGGAAUACCAGAUGGCAUACCCAAUUUGUUGUUUUGAGUCCGAGUAAAUUAUUGAGUGGACAUUUUGUUGAUACCAGCCAAAUACCAGAUUGUUUCGAAGUCAGAUCUCAAAUAAGUUUUCUGAUCAAAGAGGAAAUGAUAUAUCACGUCCUGA
Messenger RNA from Camellia sinensis, 2976 nucleotides. Lineage: Eukaryota; Viridiplantae; Streptophyta; Magnoliopsida; Ericales; Theaceae. The record is from RefSeq and is a predicted model, not a curated record.